AUGGAUGAAAGAGCACAACUCAUACCAGCAGCCAAAUUAAUGGCUCAUCUGUCUUUAAUAGAUAAAGAAGAGAGAAUAGACAAAGAAACAAUAACUAUUCUAUCACAAUUCACUGAAAAGUACAUUAAUGAUAUACUAACAAGAUCUGCACUUUUAGCUAAACACAAAGGCAACCAAGUGGUCACUGCAGAAGAAAUUAAGUUUGUAUUAGAAAAAGAAUUUGAUUAUUUCAUUGGGACAGGAAACUAAAUUAAUUUUAUUUAUUUGGAUUAAUAUUAUUAAGUAUAACAGUAAAAUUAAUAUAAAUCAUUAUAUUUA
This is a messenger RNA of Nematocida parisii ERTm1, 318 nucleotides long. RefSeq lists its product as uncharacterized. Gene Ontology annotation, molecular function: protein heterodimerization activity. Bases 1 to 249 code for a protein of 82 amino acids. Lineage: Eukaryota; Fungi; Microsporidia. Gene Ontology annotation, cellular component: transcription factor TFIID complex. Gene Ontology annotation, biological process: DNA-templated transcription initiation. The transcript has a single exon. The record is from RefSeq and is a predicted model, not a curated record.